GCGGCUGCGGCGGCGAAGGCAUGGUGCCGCUGAGGGUCCUGGAGCUGUACAACGGCAUCGGCGGCAUGCACCAUGCGCUGAGAGAAAGCUGUAUACCUGCACAGGUGGUGGCCGCCAUUGAUGUAAACACUGUUGCUAAUGAGGUAUACAAGUAUAAUUUUCCUCACACACCAUUACUGGCCAAGACAAUUGAAGGCAUUACACUGGAAGAGUUUGACAAAUUGUCUUUCAAUAUGAUUUUAAUGAGCCCUCCAUGUCAGCCAUUUACAAGAAUUGGCCUACAGGGUGAUAUGACUGAUCGAAGAACAAAUAGCUUCUUACAUAUUCUAGAUAUUCUCCCGAGAUUACAAAAAUUACCGAAGUAUAUUCUUUUAGAAAAUGUUAAAGGUUUUGAAAUAUCUUCUACAAGAGACCUGUUGAUAGAAACAAUAGAAAAUUGUGGCUUUCAGUAUCAAGAAUUUCUAUUAUCUCCAACUGCUCUGGGCAUCCCCAACUCACGGCUCCGGUACUUCCUCAUCACAAGGCUUCAGUCAGAGCCAUUACCCUUCCAUGCCCCAGGCCAGGUACUGAUGGAUUUUCCCAAAAUUGAAUCUGAACAGCCACAAAAACAUUCAAUAGGUGCAGAAAAUAGAAGUGAUGUAAAGCAAAUUGAACCCAAUACUUGUUUUGAUAGCCCACAGUGCUCUGCCAAAGAUAUUGUUAAACCCGCCUGCAGAAGGUCCAUGUGCUUCACCAAAGGUUAUGGAAGUUACGUGGAAGGGACAGGAUCCGUGUUACAGACUGCAGAGGAUGUACAGAUUGAGACUAUCUACAAAUCCCUUACCAGUUUGCCAGAAGAAGAACAGAUAACAAAGUUGUCAAUGCUUAAACUUCGAUGUUUCACUCCUAAAGAAAUAGCAAAUCUCCUUGGAUUUCCUCCAGAGUUUGGAUUUCCAAAGAAGAUAACCACAAAGCAGUGUUACUGUCUGCUUGGAAAUAGUCUCAAUGUUCAUGUAGUAGCUAAACUAAUCAAAAUCCUGUAUGAAUAAUUUUGAAAUAACUCUGAAACAUGGUUGUGGUAUUCCUUCAUCGCAGAUAAUAAUUCUGAAAUUCUAUUUUGAAUUAACUCUAAUGAAAUCAAAAUAAAGUAUUUUAAUCUCUAAUAAGAAAGUUAG
Messenger RNA from Octodon degus (degu), 1154 nucleotides. RefSeq names its product tRNA (cytosine(38)-C(5))-methyltransferase-like. Lineage: Eukaryota; Metazoa; Chordata; Mammalia; Rodentia; Octodontidae. The transcript is spliced from 2 exons. The coding region runs from base 21 to 1028 and encodes 335 amino acids. The record is from RefSeq and is a predicted model, not a curated record. Gene Ontology annotation, molecular function: methyltransferase activity.